Molecule: messenger RNA, 648 nt
Organism: Striga hermonthica
Lineage: Eukaryota; Viridiplantae; Streptophyta; Magnoliopsida; Lamiales; Orobanchaceae
Source: the annotation of a GenBank genome assembly
AUGGCCAAACAGCCUGGGCUGCCCGUUCCAGAUCCAAUCCAGCGGGUUGGCAGACCUAUAUGUAUGGGCCCAAAACCGACUUGGCAGAAGCAAUGGGCCGAUGCUGCUGAGACCAAAAAGCUUCUGGACAAACUUGUGGUGUUAAAGCUCAAUGGAGGCUUGGGAAAUACAAUGGGCUAUACUGGACCAAAAAAUGUGUUUUCAUUUACGUCUGUUGUUGAAGUUCGUAAUGGUCUUACGUUUCUUGAUUUAAUCGUAAUUCAGAUUGAGACACUCGAUGCCAAGUACGGGUGCAAUGUGCCGCUGCUUUUAAUGAACUCAUUUUACACUCAUGAUGAUACAUUAAAGAUUGUUGAAAAGUAUGCCAAGUCAAAUAUUGACAUUCACACAUUUAACCAGAGCCAAUACACUCGUCUUGUUGUUGAAGAUUUCAAGCCACUUCCAUCCAAAGGAAACACUAGCAAAGAUGGAUGGGCAAAGAAUAUGUCUUUGUGGCCACCUCAGAUAACUUGGGUCACCCCUAAAACACUUGCCGAUGUGAAAGGUGGUACUUUAAUCUCUUAUGAAAGGAAAGUACAGCUGCUGGAGAUAGCGCAAGUUCUUGAUGAACAUGUCAAUGAAUUCAAGUCGAUCGAGGAAUUUUGCUAG